This is a messenger RNA of Danio rerio (zebrafish), 2626 nucleotides long. NCBI's taxonomy places the organism in Eukaryota, Metazoa, Chordata, Actinopteri, Cypriniformes, Danionidae. The record is from RefSeq and is a predicted model, not a curated record.
CUUAAAUGUAAUCGGUUAUGAAAGUCAUUAGAGUGCUAAAUGGGAAAAGUGAGAGAAGUUGUUGUAAGCUCUAAAGUUAGCUUGUAGUUCAAAAAUGGCUCCACAUAUUGAUUGAAAAAAGUAUUAAAUUGAAGAGUUUUUUUCUUCAGAACUUUCACCGAAUGCAGGAAUGAUAGAAGAGAUUUUCUCAAGACACAAAACAACACCUGACAUACCGUGAAAAUAAUGUGCACCGCCUCACAAUAGACACCUGAAACUAAUAAUGAUCCACUAGAGGUUCCUGUGACAACUGAUUGGUCUGAGGCAAUAAUCUGGCAAGCUGAUUGGUUGUUGUAGCCACUAUAAAAAGACCAACUCAGCAACAGUAUCACAUGAUGUGUUGAAAGCUUCUCUUUUCAUGGUGUAGUUUUGUUACUGAGAGCAGUGGAAGACUUAUGGGUGCUGCAACAAUGUGGAUUUUAAGUUCUUUAGCAGUGCUUAUAGCCCUUAGUGCAAGUGAUGUCACAUCUGUUAUUGCAAGUAGCCCUGGAAGCAUGGGCAGCUAUACUGGGUAUAGUGCUGCAGUAAAAGGUGGCUAUGAUAUCGGAAGCUACAGUUCUCUGGCUGGCUCUUCAGGUGUUUCCAUCACAAGUGAAAAACCAAGCUCUGAUUCUUCCACUAGAAGCCAACUUCAAGGAUCUGGUGUUGUAGCUGGAAGUGGUAGUCUCGUUUAUGGUACAGUGGGAAAUAAAGCAAGUCUGGCCGUGUCUGAGUAUGAUAUGAACCAAUCAACUGAUGUCCAAGAAUCUGAAGUCAUCAGCUCUUCAGUCUUGAUGCCACUGCAGCAAAGCAGUUACUCUGUUCCUAAGCCUGUGCUGUUAACUUCCCAAGUGCAGACUGGCCCCCAGUCCAACAGUCAGCAACCAGCAAGUUCUGGAACCAUGGCCCAGUCUGUCUCUCUCCAGUUGUCCCAGACCAGCGGCCAUCAACUUCCACAACCUGGCUUCCAGUCUGCAGUUUAUGCCAAUAGACUGCCCCACAAGUCUGGUUCUAAUACUGUUUUUGGUACCAGGCCAGUUCAAAAUCCAGUAUUCAAUUCAAAGCCCCUUACUCCUAAAAAGGAGUCUGCACCAAUAUUACUAUAUGGCAGUAUGCCAAGCAGCCUAGCUAUGGCUAACUAUGAACUUGUCAGCCAGUCCAGUGGCCAGACUGCAAGUCAGCCAAGCGGCAUGCAGCCUCCCCAUGUUGACAUCUCUGUUCAGCCCAGCAGUCAGCUGAUUCAACAGGAAGUCGAUGCCACUGUAGAACAGGCCACCAGUCAACAGCUAGUUCAGACAAGCCAAUCCAUUUCCCAGUCAAAUGACCAGAAACCACUACACGGUAGUUAUGUCUUGACUGCUCAGCCCAGCAGCCUGACUCUUCUCAAGCCCCACAAAGGUAGACCUCAGUUUGGGUCCAAGCCUCCAUCCAGUACCAGUCCUGUCUAUAAACCAAGCUCAAGUCUUGUAGCUCAGUCCACUAGCCAAAUGCCAGUACAAACCACCUACCAGUCUGUGCCCCAACAUGGUCUACAACUGCCACUACAAGCCAUCUACCAAUCAGAGGCCCAGUCUGCUUCCCAAAAGCCAGGACAAACCAGCUACCUAACUGUGCCCCAAAUUGUUGUUCAACCAGCACAAAUCGGCUAUCAGUCUGCAAGCCAGGCCAGUGUGCCACUACCAGUGCAGCCCGGCUCACAGUGGGUGGCACAGCUCGGUCUUCAACAGCCAGCGCAUGUUGACUUCUCUGUAUCCCUACCUAUCAGCCAGCAAGCAGGACACUCCACCCAUGAGUAUGUUGUUGAGCAGAGUGGACAAUCGCAUUUCAAGCCGGUGCAUUCCCAUAGGGUUCACCAGAUUGGCUCCAGUCUUUAUUCAUGUCAAGAGUUACCUCAGCAUGGUUACCAGAGGAGAUUUCAGUCUCCAGCUGUAACUUCGCACACCAAGCCUGUUGUACAGUCCGGCAACCAGACCCCUACAAAGUCUAAGCAUCCCAAACCCCACACAUCUACACUCCAAUCCAUUUUAUCACCAGCUCAUCCUAGCCAUCAGUCUCUAUCUCUGCCUGUCUACUCUCAAGCUUUGCCAGUGGAACACAUGUACCAGCCUGUGGCACAAUCAGGCUCUGAGACUGUCUCUCUCGCUGAAUACCAGAUAUCCCCUGUUCCAGGACAGAUUGUUUCCCAGCCUCAAAUGCUGCCCAGUAGUCUGUCUCUCACUCAGUCCAGCCCUUCCUCAGGCAUGCCAUUGCAGUCCAGCUUCCAGCCUCUGGUACAAUCAAGUUUUGAGACUGUCCUACCAUCUGGAUUUCAGACCUCUUCUGUUGUUGUGCCAUCAAGUGUCCAGUCUACAAGUACCCAAGCCUUGAGUGGUCCGGUUGUUUCAAACCAUGGGUCUGUGUUUCAGUCAGUGCAACCUGAACUUGCAAUUCCACUACAGGUGAAUUAUCAGUCUGUCACAAGUCAAAAUGCCCCUGGACCUGCUCCAAACAGUAAGCAUCCAUCCCAGAAGCUUUUCAAGCUGUUGCAACAAGUGAAGUCCUAGGUACUUGUGUUUUUUAGUCACCAAAUUAUGUUUUGCUUAUGUCAAUAAAGUAUAUGAUUGAAGUA